GUAACAUGCAUUUCACAGUGGCCUUCUGGAGACAACGCCUUAACCCAAAGAAGUGACUUGAACAGUGAGAACUUCAGGUUUGCUGUCCUAUUGGUGGUAUGUCUGACAGUGAAUCACAGCUUGGUUCAAUGGGUAGCCUGACCAUGAAAUCACAACUUCAAAUCACUGUCAUCUCAGCAAAACUUAAAGAAAAUAAAAAGAAUUGGUUUGGACCAAGUCCUUAUGUGGAAGUGACAGUAGAUGGACAGUCAAAGAAGACAGAAAAAUGCAAUAAUACGAGUAGCCCCAAAUGGAAGCAGCCACUUACAGUUAUCGUUACCCCUGUGAGUAGACUAUAUUUUCGUGUGUGGAGUCACCAGACACUGAAAUCUGAUGUUUUGUUGGGAACUGCUGCAUUAGAUGUUUAUGAAACAUUAAAGUCCAACAAUAUGAAACUUGAAGAAGUGGUUGUGACUUUGCAGCUUAUAGGUGACAAAGAGCCAACAGAAACAAUAGGAGACUUGUCAGUCUGUCUUGACGGGCUGCAGUUAGAGGCAGAAAUUGUGACUAAUGGGGAAACCACGUGUUCAGAAAGUGCUUCACAGAGUGAUGAUGGCUCUAGAUCCAAGGAUGAAACAAGAGUGAACACAAAUGGAUCGGAAGACCCUGAAGAUGCAGGGUCUGGUGAAAAUAGGAGAGUCAAUGGGAACAAUUCUCCAUCACUGUCAAAUGGUGGGUUCAAACCUUCUAGACCUCCGAGACCCUCACGACCACCUCCACCCACCCCUCGUAGACCAGUAUCUGUCAAUGGUUCACCGUCUGCCACUUCUGAAAGUGAUGGAUCUAGUACAUGUUCUCUGCCACCAACAAACACAAAUACAAAUACAGCUGAAGGAGCAACGUCUGGAUUAAUAAUUCCUCUUACUAUAUCUGGAGGCUCAGGCCCUAGGCCAUUAAAUCCUGUAACUCAAGCUCCCCUACCACCUGGAUGGGAACAAAGAGUGGACCAGCAUGGGCGAGUUUAUUAUGUAGAUCAUGUUGAAAAAAGAACAACAUGGGAUAGACCUGAACCUCUACCUCCUGGUUGGGAACGGCGGGUUGACAAUAUGGGACGUAUUUAUUAUGUUGACCAUUUCACAAGAACAACAACAUGGCAGAGGCCAACAUUAGAAUCUGUCCGGAACUAUGAGCAGUGGCAGCUACAACGCAGUCAACUGCAAGGAGCAAUGCAGCAGUUUAACCAGAGGUUCAUUUAUGGGAAUCAGGAUUUAUUUGCUACAUCACAAAAUAAAGAAUUUGAUCCCCUUGGUCCUUUGCCACCUGGAUGGGAGAAGAGAACUGAUAGCAAUGGCAGAGUGUAUUUUGUCAAUCACAACACUCGAAUUACACAGUGGGAAGACCCCAGAAGUCAAGGUCAACUAAAUGAAAAACCCUUGCCCGAAGGCUGGGAAAUGAGAUUCACAGUGGAUGGAAUUCCAUAUUUUGUAGACCACAAUAGAAGAACAACCACCUAUAUAGAUCCCCGCACAGGAAAGUCUGCUCUGGACAAUGGACCUCAGAUAGCCUAUGUUCGGGACUUCAAGGCAAAGGUUCAGUAUUUCCGAUUCUGGUGUCAGCAACUGGCCAUGCCACAGCACAUAAAGAUUACAGUAACAAGGAAAACAUUAUUUGAGGAUUCGUUUCAGCAGAUAAUGAGCUUCAGUCCCCAAGAUCUGCGAAGACGUUUGUGGGUGAUUUUUCCAGGAGAAGAAGGUUUAGAUUAUGGAGGUGUAGCAAGAGAAUGGUUCUUUCUUUUGUCACAUGAAGUGCUGAAUCCAAUGUAUUGCCUGUUUGAAUAUGCAGGGAAGGAUAACUACUGCUUACAGAUAAACCCCGCUUCUUACAUCAAUCCAGAUCACCUGAAAUAUUUUCGUUUCAUUGGAAGGUUUAUUGCCAUGGCUCUGUUCCAUGGGAAAUUCAUAGACACGGGUUUUUCUUUACCAUUCUACAAACGUAUCCUGAACAAACCAGUUGGACUUAAGGAUUUAGAAUCUAUCGAUCCAGAAUUUUACAAUUCUCUCAUCUGGGUUAAAGAAAACAAUAUUGAGGAAUGUGGUUUGGAAAUGUACUUCUCCGUCGAUAAAGAAAUUCUAGGUGAAAUUAAGAGUCAUGAUUUAAAACCCAACGGUGGCAAUAUUCUUGUAACAGAAGAAAACAAAGAGGAAUACAUCAGAAUGGUAGCUGAGUGGAGGUUGUCUCGAGGUGUUGAAGAACAGACACAAGCUUUCUUUGAAGGUUUUAAUGAAAUUCUUCCCCAGCAGUAUUUACAAUACUUUGAUGCAAAGGAAUUAGAGGUCCUUUUAUGUGGCAUGCAAGAGAUUGAUUUGAAUGACUGGCAAAGACAUGCCAUCUACCGUCAUUAUACUAGGACAAGCAAACAAAUCAUAUGGUUUUGGCAGUUUGUUAAAGAAAUUGAUAAUGAGAAGAGAAUGAGACUUCUGCAGUUUGUUACUGGAACCUGCCGAUUGCCAGUAGGAGGAUUUGCUGACCUCAUGGGGAGCAAUGGACCACAGAAAUUCUGCAUUGAAAAAGUUGGGAAGGAAAAUUGGUUACCCAGAAGUCAUACCUGUUUUAACCGCCUGGACCUCCCACCCUAUAAGAGCUAUGAGCAACUGAAGGAAAAGCUGUUGUUUGCCAUUGAAGAAACAGAAGGAUUCGGACAAGAGUAACUUCUAAGACUUUGCACCACCAAUGGAUAAGAACUUAUUUGCAGUGUUUGUCCUUUUCCUUCUCUGCCUGUUGCACAUCUUGUAAAAUGGGGCUGUGACGGUUUAGAACGUUACCUGAGUGUAAGUAAAUUAAUGUUAUCACUGAAAUUUAUCUCCCAGUGAUUCUGGAUUUCUACUCAACAUUUACAGAAACAAAUCUACAACUAGUCAGAACCUUACUUAAUAUGAGAUUUAACACUGCAAUGAAAUCUGCAUUGUCUUAUUCCACUAGAUUGUUUCCUUAACAAUUUUGUAUGUGUCAAAAGUCUCACUUCGAAGCAGGCUUUUUUCUUUCAGAGAUUCUGCAAAUGUACAGGGAAGUCUUUCAGGAACUGCAAUAUACAAGAUCUUCCUGUUAAGCCUCUUGUUGAGAGGUAUUUAAUAAAAGUGCAAGCUUAGCCCAGCUUUUGGGCACGUGAGCAGACUUCUGGCUUGUGCUCUCCCUCUCAUUUAAGUCUGGCAUGACUGUUGUUUUCCUUCCUGGAGCAUGAAUCCACGCAUCGUUUUGAUGUUAUUCCCGGAAGUGAUGCAAGACUUACAUCUCUACAAAGCAGUUUUGUCUUUGAAUUCAGGGAAAAGUAGGUUCCAGCUGGCAAAUGACUUCAUACCUCUCCUCAUUUGGAAAUUUGUUUUAAUUGCCUUGCAAAUAGUGUAAACAAUAUUAACACUGUGGUUAUUCAAUGUUUUUAAAAGUUAAUUGGAGUUAAUUCAGCUGAAUUCAUCUAAGGCGAUUAUUAAUGACUUUUGUAUGAUCCUAUACAUAAAUUGAAACUUUAUAAUUUUGUCAGUCUAACAACUUCAGUUGUAUUUAAUUAUUGCUAAGAAGUUUAAGUUGUAACUAGAAUAUUUCCUAGUUCAAAUAGAGGUCAGUGAAACAGCCUUUGAAGUCAGCCUUUGAAAUAUGGGAGUGAGAGCUGUGGUGCUGGUUAGAAAGAAGGGAAGAUAAUACCUAGUAAGCACAGAAAUGUAUUCUGGCUAUGAAUUAAAAUCUUCAGAUUUGCUAUUUCUCUGACACAUGUUGGAGUAGUCCUUUCUAUUCUUUACAUUGUCCUGAAUUGGUAUUCCUCAUCUGCAUUAUUCUUUUCACCCUAAAAAUUUUAGCAGGUUUCCUUUAUUUCCCUAUGACUAGUUUUUUUUAAAAACUGCUCCAUUAGUAACUAAUUAAUGCACUUUGGCCUUCUUUGUAGUUAAUUUAUUUAACUUGGCCUACUAUAGAUUGUCAGGAUGGCUGCUAUCAUAGAUUUGACUUCAUGGGUAGUGAGAGGAAGCUAAGCCAGCUGAGUCCCUAUCAUAGCCAAACCCUGAAGAUAGCCUUAUAACUCAUGUAACAGGGACCUUGGCAUGUUUCAGUAGUGUAGCGUGAACAAGUAGCAUUAGGCCAAGAAUACACAGCAAGUAGCAGGCCCCUGUUCUAUAUGGAAAGAAAAUGUUUUUACAUCACCAUCUGCUCUUCCUAUUUAUAUCCUAGAACAAGAAAAACAUUUUUUAACUUGUGUAUCUGUGCUCUUUGACACUGCCAUCAUAAAGCAGAGACUUGUGUGAGUAAAAAGGUUGUCUCGUUCAAAAAUUAUCAGUGUAAAGGGGGAGAUUAAGAUUUCCCCAACUGUUUUUUAUUCCACAUACCCUAGGAAAUGUAGUGUGAGCUCUAAAAGCCCCAGUUUCCAAAGUAGGGAUUCUCUGCCUUUUUGUUGGUAGGGUAAAAAAAAAAUGCUAUUGCUUUGUCUUACAGAGCGAAUGUCUGCCAACUACCCAUUCAUUAUGUAAGUCUGAACUUUGGUAAUACAUGGCUGUGAAGAUUAAGCCUUCUAUAAACACAUCCUAUUGGGCAAAUUCUCAUAAUGAAAUGUAGUUACCUAUAAUAUUUGCUAGAGAUUUAUAAGAUUAAAUUAAGAGAUAAUGUAAGAAAAUAGGCUUUUUGGUUCUACAUAAUGCUUCAUGAUUCAUUUAGGGACCUAGAAAUAUUGUGUGAAAAUGUACAAAUAUUACCUAAAAGGCUUUCUGCCCUAUAUUUUUAAAAUACAGAAUAGUUAUAUUUGAAGUAGUCCUGGCCCUAGUUCUAUAGGGCUUGGCUAUUUAAUAUUUUUAUGAAAGAAAUGUUUAGUUCUGGAAAAGGUAAAUGCUUGUAUAUAUUUUUGCAGUCCAGGAUCUCCCAACUCUGUUUCUUCCUUUAAUUUAAGUGGCCACAUGUAUAUGUCUUCCCUGCUGUUAGAAAAAUGGGGGCUGGAUAUCCCAAGAAUCAGAGGUUAUAUAAAAAAUAACUACAAAUAGACAACAGACAUAAAUAUCUACAAAUGCUAUCUUAAAUUUUGGUCUAAACUGAACAUUUGGAAAUAGAUUUAUUGUAAGUGUUUAAUUAGAGCUUUUUCUUAAAUCUGAACUAAGUUGCUUUUAAGGUCCUUUUUCUUUGUAAGCAUUGUAAAUGCUAAUAAAUCUUGUUGAUUUUUUUUUUUUACUGCAUGUUAUGUUGAAAUAAAAACAAAUUAAAAUGA
This is a messenger RNA of Chinchilla lanigera (long-tailed chinchilla), 5215 nucleotides long. It is a transcript of the gene Itch, whose product is annotated as itchy E3 ubiquitin protein ligase. Gene Ontology annotation, biological process: protein K48-linked ubiquitination; protein K63-linked ubiquitination; ubiquitin-dependent protein catabolic process. The record is from RefSeq and is a predicted model, not a curated record. Lineage: Eukaryota; Metazoa; Chordata; Mammalia; Rodentia; Chinchillidae. Gene Ontology annotation, molecular function: ubiquitin protein ligase activity; protein binding.